AUGAUCGAGGUUGUACUCAACGAUCGUCUGGGGAAGAAAGUAAGGGUUAAGUGCAACGAAGAUGACACAAUUGGUGAUCUGAAGAAGCUUGUCGCGGCCCAAACUGGUACGCGAGCCGAGAAAAUUUGAAUUCAGAAGUGGUACAACAUCUAUAAGGAUCAUAUCACUCUCAAGGACUAUGAGAUUCACGAUGGGAUGGGUCUCGAGCUUUACUAUAAUUAG
Molecule: messenger RNA, 222 nt
Organism: Eutrema salsugineum
Lineage: Eukaryota; Viridiplantae; Streptophyta; Magnoliopsida; Brassicales; Brassicaceae
Product: ubiquitin-like protein 5
Exons: 1
Biological process (GO): mRNA splicing, via spliceosome; protein modification process
Cellular component (GO): nucleus; cytoplasm
Molecular function (GO): protein tag activity; protein binding
Source: RefSeq, a predicted model, not a curated record